UACCCCUUGCAGCUCAUUUCAGGCUGAAUGCUGAUGAAGUGCCUAGCUCUUAAUCUGUGAUGCUGAUAGAUCUAAUAUGCUUAAUCUGUGGCCGAUUACCGAUAGUUGUCAACUAGCCUGUAAAUUGUAGAAUUUUGAAUGAAAAAAUGUACAUUAUCUAGUUUUUAAAAGUAUUCAGUUUGUUGAAAGUAUUUCGAAUUAUUUAUGUAAUAAUUUUUUUAUACAAUCCUGUUGUAUAUUUUUGUGAAAAUGUUAGGUUUUUGUUUUAAUUAUUUAAUGUAAAAAUUAACGCUGAUUCAUUUUCGUUUUUAUUUUGGAAGGUGGAUUUAAUACCUAAACAAUGGAUAAUGAAUUUUUUGAUAUAUCGACGAGUUUAAGACUUCAACUCGGAUAUGGAAUUGGCCAUAUAUUAAACGAUGUAUGUGCUAGUUUAUGGUUUACGUACUUUUUAGUAUUUUUUCACCUUGUGCUUGAAUUCAGUGCCUCUCAAGCUGGUUAUUUAAUGUUGAUUGGACAAGUGGUCGAUGCUGUAUCCACCCCUUUCAUUGGGUACCACUCUGAUCACACAAAUAAUUCUAUUAGUGCAUGGUAUGGCAGAAGAAAGCUUUGGCAUUUGUUUGGUUCAGCAUGUGUACUUAUAUCAUUUCCAUUUAUAUUCUCUGAAUGUAUUGGAUGUUCAUUAACACACAAAUGGGCACAGAUGUAUUAUUUUGCAUCAUUUAUUUUAAUAUUUCAAAUUGGAUGGGCAGCUGUGCAAAUAUCACAUUUAAGUUUAAUACCAGAAUUAGCUGAAGAUCCACAUGUUCGUACCCAUCUUACAGCAAUAAGAUAUGGAUUUACUGUUUUCUCAAACUUAUUUGUGUAUCUCAUUACAUGGGCUAUUCUACAUUUUACUGGACAAUGUGACAAGAAGCAAAUUGGCCCUAGUGAUGCCUGGAAAUUUCAAGAGAUAAUGUUAAUUGUUCUGAGCAUUGGAACAGUAGCAACAAUACUGUUCCAUUUGACCAUAACAGAAAAGCAAGCUAGGUAUGCUAUACCAGAGGACACUCGAAAUGCAACAUUUCACUGUAGCAUCUUUGGAAAAUGGUUGUUAUAUCAGGUAGCUGGUGUUUAUAUGUGUACAAGGCUUGUUGUGAAUGUUUCUCAAGUAUUGAUUCCCUUAUAUUUGCACCGCACUUUGGGCUUAGCUGCUCGUUCUCUCGCUGUAGUCCCAUUGGCUAUGUACCUCGGGAGUCUCGCGGCUGCCGGCGUGCAGAGGUUGGCGCCAAGAUCAAUCACUAGAAAACUAAGCUAUUUUAUUGGAUCCGCAUUUUCCCUUUGUGGUUAUGUGUGGAUUUACUUUGACACUGACUAUAAUUUUAAAGUCUAUUUCAUUUACAUUGUUGCUGUUUUAAUAGGAUUUGGUGGUGCACAAAUGUUAGUGACCAGUCUUUCUUUAACAGCUGACCUAGUUGGCGAAAAUACACAAGGAUCUGCUUUUGUGUAUGGUUUAAUGAGUUUUACAGAUAAGCUCUCUUGUGGAAUUGCAAUAGCAUUGAUACAGCUAUAUGCUGACGAGUCUAGUGCAAUGUAUUACCGUUAUACAUUGUCAAUUGUUUGUGGGGCUGCAUGCUUACUAGGAUUAAGUUUCACAGUGUUCCUGCCUAAAUUAACUCACAAUACAUUCAUAGUUGCAAAUGAUAGUUCUAUAAAUGCCUCGGACCAGGAAGAAGUACUAUCUGAGCCAGAGAUAUAAUACCUAUUGAUAAAAUUAUUACCUAUUUAAUUGGAUAAAUCAAAAAUGACUGAUGAAUUAGCUCCAAGUUAGCAAGAUCAUGUUGGUCAUGGGUGUUCAACUACAAAAGGAAAUCUGCUGAAGAUUCAGAAUUUUAGUAAAGAAGCCCUCGAAACUUAUUAGCUACUAUUAUAUUAUUUUAAUAUAUUUUGUAUUGAUUAAGGUUAGAAAUCUUAUACAUCUAGUAUAAUAGUAUGAUCAUGUGAUAUUAUAAAUUAUGUAUAUUAUUACCA
Messenger RNA from Zerene cesonia (dogface butterfly), 2007 nucleotides. RefSeq names its product major facilitator superfamily domain-containing protein 12-like. Gene Ontology annotation, biological process: carbohydrate transport. The transcript is spliced from 8 exons. Lineage: Eukaryota; Metazoa; Arthropoda; Insecta; Lepidoptera; Pieridae. The record is from RefSeq and is a predicted model, not a curated record. Gene Ontology annotation, molecular function: symporter activity. The coding region runs from base 341 to 1735 and encodes 464 amino acids. Gene Ontology annotation, cellular component: membrane.